Lontra canadensis (Northern American river otter) is the source of this 2909-nucleotide messenger RNA. It is a transcript of the gene SOBP, whose product is annotated as sine oculis binding protein homolog. Bases 176 to 2794 code for a protein of 872 amino acids. Gene Ontology annotation, cellular component: nucleus. The record is from RefSeq and is a predicted model, not a curated record. Lineage: Eukaryota; Metazoa; Chordata; Mammalia; Carnivora; Mustelidae. Gene Ontology annotation, biological process: animal organ development. The transcript is spliced from 7 exons.
GCCUGCCCUCCCCCCUCCCAGCCCCAGCCCCAGCCCCAGCCCCGCCAGCGCCGCUACCUCCGCCAGCAUUGCCACCAUCAGCACCACCUCCACCACCACCACCACCACCACCACCACCACCACCGCCGGCGGCGGCAGCAGCCAUUUCAUCUCCACAGAAACCAGACACAAAAACAUGGCAGAAAUGGAGAAAGAAGGGAGACCUCCGGAAAAUAAAAGGAGCAGGAAACCGGCUCACCCGGUGAAAAGGGAGAUCAAUGAGGAAAUGAAGAACUUUGCAGAAAACACUAUGAAUGAACUCCUUGGCUGGUACGGCUAUGAUAAGGUCGAAUUGAAAGAUGGUGAAGAUAUUGAAUUCAGGAGUUACCCUACAGACGGAGAGAGCCGCCAGCACAUUUCUGUUCUCAAAGAAAAUUCUUUGCCAAAACCCAAAUUACCCGAGGACAGUGUUAUUUCACCAUACAAUAUAAGCACAGGCUAUUCUGGGCUUGCCACAGGAAACGGACUCAGUGACUCACCUGCAGGGUCCAAGGAUCAUGGCAAUGUGCCCAUUAUUGUACCUUUAAUUCCUCCACCUUUCAUAAAGCCACCAGCAGAAGAUGAUGUGUCAAAUGUACAAAUAAUGUGUGCCUGGUGCCAGAAAGUGGGAAUCAAGCGCUAUUCCCUGAGUAUGGGAAGUGAGGUGAAAAGCUUCUGCAGCGAGAAGUGCUUUGCGGCCUGCCGACGAGCCUACUUCAAGAGAAAUAAGGCUAGAGAUGAAGAUGGACAUGCUGAAAAUUUUCCCCAGCAGCACUAUGCUAAGGAAACUCCAAGGCUUGCCUUCAAGAAUAACAGCGAACUACUUGUAUGUGACUGGUGUAAGCACAUAAGACACACAAAAGAAUACCUGGAUUUUGGGGACGGGGAACGAAGGCUUCAGUUCUGCAGUGCAAAAUGUCUCAAUCAAUACAAAAUGGACAUUUUCUACAAAGAGACACAGGCCAAUCUUCCAGCUGGGUUGUGCGGCACACUACACCCUCCCAUGGAAAAUAAAGCAGAAGGCACCGGGGUGCAGCUGCUCACUCCAGACUCUUGGAAUAUCCCUCUAACAGAUGCUCGGAGGAAGGCCCCCUCCCCGGUGGCUGCAGCUGGCCAAAGCCAGGGCCCUGGCCCAUCGUCGUCCACCACCGUCUCUCCAUCUGACACUGCCAACUGCUCUGUCACUAAAAUCCCCACGCCAGUGCCCAAGUCCAUGCCCAUCAGCGAGACGCCAAACAUCCCUCCUGUCUCCGUCCAGCCACCUGCUAGCAUUGGGCCUCCCCUCGGUGUCCCGCCUCGCAGCCCUCCCAUGGUGAUGACCAACCGCGGCCCGGUGCCGCUGCCCAUCUUCAUGGAACAACAGAUCAUGCAGCAGAUACGCCCGCCCUUUAUUCGCGGGCCGCCGCACCACGCCUCCAACCCCAACAGCCCCCUGUCCAACCCCAUGCUCCCUGGCAUCGGGCCCCCACCCGGCGGCCCCAGGAACCUGGGCCCCACUUCCAGUCCCAUGCACCGGCCCAUGCUGUCGCCCCACAUCCAUCCCCCCAGCACCCCGACCAUGCCUGGGAACCCCCCGGGCCUGCUGCCCCCACCGCCCCCGGGCGCGCCCUUGCCCAGUCUCCCCUUCCCGCCGGUGAGCAUGAUGCCAAAUGGCCCGAUGCCCGUGCCCCAGAUGAUGAAUUUCGGGCUGCCAUCGCUCGCCCCGCUGGUGCCGCCUCCCACCUUGCUCGUGCCAUACCCCGUGAUCGUGCCCCUGCCUGUGCCCAUCCCCAUCCCUAUUCCCAUCCCUCACGUCAAUGAUUCCAAGCCCCCCAACGGAUUCUCCAGCAACGGGGAGAACUUCAUUCCGAGCGCCCCUGGCGACUCUUCAGCGUCUGGAGGCAAGCCAGGCGGACACUCCCUGUCCCCCAGGGACUCCAAGCAGGGCUCGUCCAAGUCUGCGGACUCGCCGCCCGGCUGCUCCGGCCAAGCCCUGAGCCUAGCGCCCGCGCCCGCGGAGCACGGCCGGAGCGAGGUGGUGGACCUGACGCGGCGCGCAGGCACCCCCCCGGGCGCGGGCGGCCAGCUCGGCUUCCCCGGCGUGCUGCAGGGCCCGCAGGACGGCGUCAUCGACCUGACCGUGGGCCACCGGGCCCGGCUGCACAACGUGAUCCACCGCGCGCUGCACGCGCACGUCAAGGCGGAGCGCGAGCCGGGCGCCGCGGAGCGCAGGACCUGCGGCGGCUGCAGGGACGGCCACUGCAGCCCGCCAGCCGCCGGCGACCCGGGUCCGGGCGCCCCCGCGGGCCCCGAGGCCGCCGCGGCCUGCAACGUCAUCGUGAAUGGCACGCGCGGCGCCGCCGCCGCGGCAGAGGGCGCCAAGGGCGCGGAGCCGCCUCCGGAGCAGCCCCCGCCGCCGCCGCCGCCCGCGCCCCCCAAGAAGCUGCUGUCGCCCGAGGAGCCGGCCGUGAGCGAGCUGGAGUCCGUCAAGGAGAACAACUGUGCUUCCAACUGUCACCUGGACGGGGAGGCGGCCAAAAAGCUGAUGGGGGAGGAAGCCCUGGCGGGGGGCGACAAGUCAGACCCGAACCUUAAUAACCCCGCGGACGAGGACCACGCGUACGCUCUGCGGAUGCUGCCCAAGACGGGCUGCGUGAUCCAGCCUGUGCCAAAACCCGCGGAGAAGACUGCCAUGGCGCCGUGCAUCAUCUCCUCGCCCAUGCUCAGCGCCGGGCCGGAGGACCUGGAGCCUCCGCUCAAAAGGAGGUGCCUCCGAAUUAGAAAUCAGAAUAAGUAAAAGGAAUGCUCACUCACAGGGUCCCCUGCGUGGAGAGAGGGCGCAGAGCAAACCAUGUCACGCCAUCCAAUGACACCAGCUGGUCAGCUCACCACCCCCUCUGGCUAAAACUCAA